Xenopus tropicalis (tropical clawed frog) is the source of this 490-nucleotide messenger RNA. RefSeq names its product trefoil factor 3, gene 2 (gene tff3.2). The record is from RefSeq and is a predicted model, not a curated record. Gene Ontology annotation, cellular component: extracellular region. The transcript is spliced from 3 exons. The coding region runs from base 60 to 293 and encodes 77 amino acids. Lineage: Eukaryota; Metazoa; Chordata; Amphibia; Anura; Pipidae.
AAAUAACUCUGAGGAUAUAUAAUAACCCCCAUAGUUAUCCCUUCACACGAAGACCUACCAUGGAUUACAAACUGGUUUCCUUGUUGGCCCUGAUCUUGGCAGUUGGGAUCAGCAAUGUGGCAGCUGAGUUUACUGCUGCUCAGUGCGAAAUUGAACCCAAGGCACGGAUUAACUGCGGCCCCCCCGGCAUAACCCCCAUCGAGUGCAACACAAAAGGCUGCUGUUUUGACUCCAGCAUUGUCGGUGUGAUCUGGUGCUUCUACCCCAAGGCCGAGCAAGAUUGUUUUAUAUGAAAAUGACGGGCACCGCCGGCAAAUUCUGAAUAAUACACCUCCCUUCAAGCUUCAGCGUUAUUUUCUUGAAACAAACCUGGAAUUAAACCGACACUUCCCAGCCCGUGUCCCCCAAACCCCCCUGCAUGGAACCCCCCAUCUCUGUAUAACACUGCCAUUCUCACUGUUUAUUAAAGAAAAACACCCUCUGCCUCCGA